UCACCAACCAAACCACCGUACAAACCAGAAAAACCCACGUCUCGUCUCCCCUCUCCCAGCCGGAAAUCAAAAGAAAAAGAACAAUGGAUUUCGCCCCCUACCAGUCCUCCCCGCCGGAGCACGCCCGCUCGCCCACCCACAGCGCCGCCGCCUCGCCGCGCACCUCGCUCGAGAACAGCAGCAACGGCCGGCGCGCCGGCGCCUACUCCCCCGCCACCGGCCACUACUACCAGCACCGGCAGUCGCGCUUCUCGCCGCCGCCGCUGCAGCACCCGCAGCCGCAGCGCGCGUGGUCCGGCGAGACCGUCGGCAGGUACCAGAGCCCCGUGCCAGGGCAGGCGGAUGGUCAUGGUGGUGGAAGUGGGGCAUGGGGGGAUGGGACGGCUGUCGGUGGAGGAGGUGGGGGAGGGGCCAGGGUGGGCGACUACUUCGGCGCGCUGGGCGCGCGGGAGGGGAUGGUGUCCGAGUUCGAUACCAGCUUGGGGCUGCGGCUGGACUACGAGGCGUGUCUGGCGUACCUGGCGGUGCCGCCGGUCGGGGCGAUAUUGUUGUUGAUUCUGGAGCGGAAGAGCGAUUAUGUGAGGUUCCAUGCGUGGCAGUCCAGCCUGCUCUUUACGGCGCUGUUUGUCGUUCAUCUGCUGUUUUCGUGGUCCACGUUCCUGAGCUGGUUGUUCUUCCUCGGCGACCUGGCCUUGAUAGCCUGGCUGGUGCUGAAGGCGUAUAGAGACGCGGAUACGUUAGACAGAUACGAAGUACCUAUUUUUGGGCCGAUAGCGAGCAGGAUCCUGGACGACGAGUAAUGCUUGGGCGGAGGUGGGCGUUUGCUUCUAACAGAGACGGCGUACCGGCGAGGUCAUGGCGGUUUUUUCAUCGUCGUAUAAUGUGUAUAUUUCCGGCGAGGACGGCGUUUGAGUUCUGG
Messenger RNA from Thermothielavioides terrestris NRRL 8126, 919 nucleotides. RefSeq lists its product as uncharacterized. The record is from RefSeq and is a predicted model, not a curated record. Bases 84 to 800 code for a protein of 238 amino acids. The transcript is spliced from 3 exons. Lineage: Eukaryota; Fungi; Ascomycota; Sordariomycetes; Sordariales; Chaetomiaceae.